This is a messenger RNA of Coffea arabica (coffee), 621 nucleotides long. Its product is annotated as embryo-specific protein ATS3A-like. Gene Ontology annotation, molecular function: protein binding. Lineage: Eukaryota; Viridiplantae; Streptophyta; Magnoliopsida; Gentianales; Rubiaceae. The record is from RefSeq and is a predicted model, not a curated record.
AGAAGGUAGUAGUAAAACCAGUACGUAAUUGACAAAGCAAUAAUCCCCCGGAAAUGGCCAAACCGCUCCCAGAUUUGCUUCUCCUCUUUGCCUCAUUCCUAGCUGUUGUGAUCACCAUUUCUGAGGCAAGAUCCCUUCCUCCUCCGACGUCAACACUCCUCCCUCAUCUGCUCAAAUCCUUCAAGAUCAAACCCAACCAGAGCGCUGCAAGUGCAAGGAGCUGUUCCUACACCGUGACCAUCAAGACCAGCUGUUCUUCUUCAUCUUACACCAGAGACAGAGUCAGUCUUGCAUUCGGUGAUGCCUAUGGCAAUGAGGUGUAUGCAGCGAGAUUGGACGAUCCCUCAUCGAGGUGCUCCACGGACACAUUUAGGAUACGAGGACCCUGCACCUACGACGUCUGUUAUCUCUACUUACUGAGGGUAGGAUCGGACGGUUGGGAGCCGGAGAGCGUGAAGGUGUUCGUUCCUGAUGGGAGGGCAAUUACCUUCAAUUACAACACAUUUCUGCCUGAUGGAGUUCGGUUUGGUUUCAACCAUUGUAAUGGGGGAUCUGCUGCCCUGCUUAUGUAACAAUUUCAAACUUUCCCACCUGUCUUGCCCUGUACAACAUCGUUUUUAC